AUGGCAGCGAACCAAACAGAUCUAGAAGCUUUACUCGUGGCCAAUUUCGCGUGUAAAAUUUGCUCACAGAUUCUCUACGACCCAGUUCAAUGUGAGAACAACGAGGAUUAUUUUUGUCGGGGAUGUAUCACGAAGCGUCUGGGAAACUCUGAAACAUGUCCACUUUGUAUGGACCAACUGACGCUCGAAACGCUGCGACCACCGUCUCGUAUUGUUGCAAGUGUUGUAACCCAGUUGAAGAAACCACGUUGCAGUCAUGUUUCUCGAGGUUGUGAGGAGAAUGUUCAAGUUGAAGAGUUGUUGUUACAUGAACAGACGUGUGGUUAUGCUCCGGUUGUUUGCUCGAACGAAGGCUGCAAAGAGACGGUGAACAGACGUGAUAAAGAAAGCCACGAGACGGAAGAAUGCAAGUUUAGAAAGAUAACUUGCGAAUCCUGUGAUGAAGAGAUGAGUUACGGCCUUUAUGAAAAGCAUCUGUGCACUUUAAAAAUCGAAAUGGAUAAAAUGAAAACGCGUUUGGAAAGAGUAACCAGGAUUUUAGAACAAAUCAGUGGUACUCAAGCGACCCUACAAGCAAAGCUGGAAGCCUGCGAGGAUUUUGUCGAAGUGUCUGAAGAAUCCGAGGAAGAAUCAGUGCCUGAUCUCCGCUCUACUACGGUCCCACAAAAAAGCACAAGCCCUCCUACGACAAAGGGGCAAAUUUUUAUCAUUGGCAACAGUAAUAUCUAUUAUGGGGCUGCAAAAUCUUCAUCAAGAUCUCUGGAAGCUUUCGACUGGUCUACAAUGACGUGGACUCUCUAUGAAGGAUGUUUAUUAACACCACGUUGUUGUUCGAUUGUGUUUCUGGAAGGCAAGAAAAUAAUGAUUUACGGUGGGCAACAAAGGACACUUGAAAUCGAAUGCCUUUGCCCAAGUGAAACCGGUUUCACGUCGACUCUUUUCGCCAGCCCAGCAAAUAGUUAUUUAUGCAAUGAAUACAACGGAGUAAAGUGUGGAAACCGAGUCAUCACUUUCCAUCGCGAUGUGGUUGAAACGAAACUCGAGCCCCCGUACAAAUCGAGAACGCUACUCCACGAGUCUUAUACACGACUUGUCUGUUCUGUGGUCAGCCUUGGCAACAGCAUCUAUAUUAUCGGUGGCCAACCUGGUAGAAUGGAACAUUAUGAUGUGGCUGAGAACGAAAUGAAACGUCUCUCUCCCGUGCCGUAUAAAGUAACAAGAAUGGCUUGUGUUGUGUAUGAAGAUAACAUAAUUAUCAUAGGCGGUGAAGAUGACGGCAGACGACCACUGGAUGAUGUUACGAUGUUCAAUAUCACGACUCAGAAGUACAAGAAGUUGCCUUCUAUGUUAGAGAAGAGGGCUGGUUGCGCUGCAGUGAUUAUGGGUGAUACGAUCGUGGUUAUGGGCGGUGGUCGACGAAACAGAAAGAACUGUAUGACUGCCCAGUUGAGAAGUGUCGAGCGUUUUGUGAUCGGAGAAGAUGCCUGGCAUGAACUGCCAGAAAUGAAUGUGGCAAAAGCUUAUGCUACGGCCCUCGUUUAUCAAUGAACGGUUGGAAGACAGAGAAUUAACCUAUAGUUUGCAGCCAGACUUCAUCAUGUGAUAACUGUGUUAUUCUGCUAUAUUAGACUUGCUUUAACUUUUAGAUACAAAUGUUUCUGCUUGUGGUUAUAAGAAGCAUGAUUUGGCUGUGUAGACAUUACGUUAUAUCAUAUCUAGAGUGUAUAAAUUAACCCUUCUACUUGAGUUUAAGAAUGAAUGAACAUGCAGAACACAGUGAACCUAUAGGUUGUCUAGCUUGCUGGAUGAAAGUUUAGAGCGCAUUGCCAAAAAUGAAGAAGACGUUUUGCUAUGAAACGUGUUUUUUUUUUCUGUGGAAUAAUCACUUUUAUCUUGUAGAAACACGAAAGUAUUUCUAAACGACUUUAUAAAUGUGUAUUAAAAG
Messenger RNA from Paramuricea clavata, 1945 nucleotides. The record is from the annotation of a GenBank genome assembly. NCBI's taxonomy places the organism in Eukaryota, Metazoa, Cnidaria, Anthozoa, Malacalcyonacea, Plexauridae.